AUGCCAUUAUUCAACUUUAUGAGACGGCAUGCUCCAUCAUCAGUUUGCGGACCGGUCAAACCGUGGCAGGAGAUCGUCCCUAUUGUGGCACAAGCAGAAGCCGCGGUUCCUUUGCCCGAAUUCGCAUUCGAUUCGAACGGAACUUCGCCAAACGUCAUCACUGAUGUGCUCCCCGACCCGACAUCGUAUUUGCAACGCGCAUCAGCGUUUAUUCUCGCCUACUUGGAAUCCGCAAAAGAUCCGCCGAAACCGAAAGUCACUUUAAAGUUAUCGAGGGAGAAUGGAAUUGCUGUAACUUCGGGCGGGGAGAUGACACUCUUCAUUCCGUAUUUCGCGAAUCACAGCAAGAAUCACACCCCAGACGAAGUUCUACAUGAAGUUCUGGGAGUCAUCCUACAUGAGCUUGUUCAUGUUUACCAGCAUGACGGGCAUCAUACUGUUCCCGGAGGAGUGAUCGAAGGCAUCGCCGACUUCCACCGGUUACGGGCAAACCUUGGUCCGCCGCAUUGGAAACGCGCAAGGGGCGGUAAAUGGGAUGCCGGCUACGAACGGACGGCCUAUUUUCUGAACUGGAUCGAGGGAUCCAAUAUUGGUUUCGUUCGAGAGCUGAAUGCAAUGUCAAAAGAGACAUUCAAUCUCAGCAUUUUUCGAACACUGACGGGCCGUAACGUGGAGCAACUUUGGGAAGCAUAUCAACGGUCAAUUCCAUCGUGUGUGGAAGAACUUGCCCGUCCUGCUGUGCCGACAGAAGUUGCGAGCACAGAAGUACCAAUGCAGUAG
Molecule: messenger RNA, 780 nt
Organism: Dacryopinax primogenitus
Lineage: Eukaryota; Fungi; Basidiomycota; Dacrymycetes; Dacrymycetales; Dacrymycetaceae
Product: BSP-domain-containing protein
Exons: 1
Coding region: 1-780 (259 amino acids)
Source: RefSeq, a predicted model, not a curated record